AUGUUGAAGUCGCCAUCAUUGAGCAGAUCUCAGGCUUCCCCUACUCUCUGCCACUAUGCAACUCCUGCGACACGACCCUCACUGUCGCGCAGAACAUCGACUGCGAACAAACCUUCUCCCUCGUCACAAUCACAGCAGCAACCGAUACCUCAGUCGCAACCAAAGAAAUGGGUCUAUGUUGACGCUUCUACUCAGUGGAGCCCUCCCAUAAUGCCUUCUAGUAUGGCAGAUGGAACAUCGACACCAGUGCAAGUGAAAGUUGAGGAUUUUCCUCCAGAACCCACCAUUGCGCCAGAACAACUCAACGUUGAUGUCUCACGCAGUAUAAACCCACCAAUACAACCGGAAUCGCCAAGUAUGAAGAGAAGCAAUCGGCAAUCGACGAUGCGCAUAUUGCUAGCAAAGGGGUUUCAUCCCCAAAGAGAGUGAAACCUCAAGCGACGGUGAAGAUUCUACCUCGCAACUAUGAGCAUUGCGAAGAAGAGGAUAUGGUCAUUCUCAUAGCUAGUAUGAUUGCUGAAUUGAUUCAAAGAAACGAUCUUCUUCCUCCGCAGAACGGAGUGUUGACACGCUUUCAUUCUAGGUAUGCAUGUGUGUAUAUUUAUGUUUACAUGCUUCAAUACUAACGGUUUCUAGAUCGCCUCCUGGAAUUUCUGUUCUUGAUUACCUCCGCCGACUUGCAAAGCAUGCCACUCUAAAACCUCCUCUCUUACUUUCCAUGGUUUACUACAUCGACCAACUUUGCGCUUCAUAUCCAGCAUUUACAAUCACAACCUUAACUGUUCAUCGAUUCUUGAUUACGGCGGCUACAGUAGCCUCAAAAGGACUUUCAGAUAUUUUUUGGAACAAUUCAACGUACGCGAGGGUUGGUGGUGUCAAAUUGGCAGAAUUAGGAUUGCUAGAGCUUGAAUUUUUACACAGGGUCGACUGGAAAAUAAUUCCUAAGCCUGAAAUGCUGACAGAUUAUUAUAAAGGUUUGAUUGAGCGAAACGACCGUUACAGAAUGGAAGGAGAUUUAUCUGAUGAAUCAGACGGAUUGGAUGAUGAUGAAGAAGAAAGUGACGACCUUGAUACCCCAGGCGACCGAGGUUGGAAUUGGCGCAAAUAUGAGAGACUCGGAGGUGGAUGCUCUAAAUCAUAA
This is a messenger RNA of Sclerotinia trifoliorum, 1141 nucleotides long. Lineage: Eukaryota; Fungi; Ascomycota; Leotiomycetes; Helotiales; Sclerotiniaceae. The record is from the annotation of a GenBank genome assembly.